Molecule: messenger RNA, 1206 nt
Organism: Fraxinus pennsylvanica
Lineage: Eukaryota; Viridiplantae; Streptophyta; Magnoliopsida; Lamiales; Oleaceae
Source: the annotation of a GenBank genome assembly
AUGGGCUGUGUUUCAUCAAAACUGAUAAGGAAAGAAAUCGAGCAAGAAAAUCUACAUGAAAAUGGAGAUUUUCCAAACCACGUGGUGUCUCUCACUUCAAGUACCUAUGGUGCUCUCAAACUUGACAAAGAAACUCAUCAGCUAUUUCAAGAAAAACAGCAACAAGAAGUGCAGAAGAGCACAGAAAAGUUCGUGGUUGAAGCAAAGGAAUCACCGCCUCGUGAAGAGCCUUCGGAGAUUAUAAAUACUUGGGAGCUUAUGGAAGGGCUUGAAGAAGAAGGUCCAGGUUCUGUUCGAUCCAAGAGAAGUCCAAAAUCAAGAAGUUUUCUCGAUGGAAGAAGCCCCUUAAAGUUAUUGAAUCAAAUGGGUUCUCCGAUGAAGUUUAAGAAACUUGGAGGAAAAGAGAAUAAGGAAAGAGUUAUGGGAUCAACAGAAAAUAGCCCUAAAACAUUUUUGAAAGAAUGCAAUAAUUUGAAGGAGAAUUCGAGGAAACCUUCACCAAGGUUGUGGGCUUCGAUUAAGGGAAGCCCGAAUGCUUCAAGAAUUAACAGUUCAAAGAUUGAUUCUGGAAUGGUUUCGUCGAGGAGGAGUUUAGGCCCACUGUUUAAUCCAGAACCAGUGUCAUCUUUAGAAAAAGAGGGAUCUAAAGAGGAAGAAAAGGUGAAGAAGAUUGUUUCAUCGACAUACACUACUCGAAAAUGGAAGAGUUUCCGGGAUUCAGAGUCCAUUCUUGGAUCAUUCAGCGAAAAAUGCCCACCAGGCGGUGAAAAUGCAGUUAUCGUGUACACCACCACAUUGAGGGGCAUUAGGAAGACCUUCGAGGAUUGUAACAAGGCUCGAUCAAUCAUCGAAUCGCACGAUGUUCAUAUGUUUGAGCGUGAUAUAUCGAUGCACGCGGUGUUCAAGGAAGAACUAAGAGGUCUAAUUGGUACAAAAGACGUCAAAGUACCAUUAGUGUUUGUGAAGGGAAGGUUGAUUGGUGGGGCUGAUGAGAUGGUAAAGCUGGAUGAGGAGGGUAAAUUGGAAAUUUUGUUCGACGGGAUCCCCCGAGCAGCUGCCGGGUGUCGCAGGUGUGGCGGGGUCCGGUUCUUGAUGUGCACGAGGUGCUAUGGCAGCUGUAAGUUAUUGGAUGAGGAAAGGAAGAAGAGUGUCAAGUGCAGCGAAUGCAAUGAGAAUGGAUUGAUUCAGUGUUCAAUGUGUUGUUAA